Messenger RNA from Colletotrichum higginsianum IMI 349063, 1257 nucleotides. Its product is annotated as Cytochrome P450. The transcript has 3 exons. Lineage: Eukaryota; Fungi; Ascomycota; Sordariomycetes; Glomerellales; Glomerellaceae. The record is from RefSeq and is a predicted model, not a curated record. Bases 1 to 1257 code for a protein of 418 amino acids. Gene Ontology annotation, molecular function: monooxygenase activity; oxidoreductase activity, acting on paired donors, with incorporation or reduction of molecular oxygen; iron ion binding.
AUGAGCAGCGUCCGGUCGAAGUACACGAGGACGGAGUGGUAUUACCGCGCCUGUCGGCACCGGCCGGACAAGGACCAUGUCUUUAGCGAGAUGGACGAGGAGAAACAUCGGCGGCUAAGGCAGCAGAUGGGGUCCGGGUACUCGGGCAAAGAGAACGAGGGGCUGGAGAACUCCAUCGACACGCACGUCUCGGAGCUGGUCCAACUCGUCCGGUCGAAGUACAUCUCGACCGAGGCCGCGGCGAGGCCGAUGGACUUUGCCCAGAAGAUCCAGUACCUGACGCUCGACGUCAUCAGCGACAUCAGCUUCGGCAAGCCGUUCGGUGACCUGCGCGCCGACGAGGACAUGUUCGGCAUCGCCGAGUCGUCAGAGACGGGCAUCAUCAUCUUCACGUACAACAUCGCGCUGGGCCUCUACAAGAUCCUCCACCGGCCCUUCUUCGCGCGCCUGUUCGGGCCCAAGGAGACGGACCCGACGGGCUGGGGCCGCAUGUUCGCCAACGGCCGCGCCAUCGUCCGGGCGCGGCUGGCGCUCGGCGCGCAGGGGCGGUCCGACAUGAUCGCGUCCUUCAUCCGGCACGGCCUCACGGAGGAGGACAUCCUGUCCGAGACGACGCUGCAGAUGAUCGCGGGCUCGGACACGACGGCGGCGUCGCUGCGGACCAUCAUGCUCUACCUCAUGACGCACCCGCGCGUCUACGCGAAGCUGCGGGCCGAGAUCGACGCGUCCGCCGCGAGCGGGCACGCCUCCGGGGGGGUCGUCUCGGACGCCCAGUGCCGGAGGCUGCCGUACCUGCAGGCCGUCAUCAAGGAGGGGAUGCGCGUCCACCCGCCGGUGACGAUCAUGGUCCCGAAACGGGUGCCCGACGGGGGCGACACGGUGGUCGUGGACGGCAAGACCGUCUUCCUGCCCGGCGGGACCAACGUCAACUGCGCCGCGUGGCCGCUGCACAUCAACGAGGAUGUCUUCGGCGAGGACGCCGGGGUGUUCCGGCCGGAGAGGUGGCUGCUCGAGCGGGGCGAGGGGAGGCUGGCGAGGAUGCACCGCGUGCACGAGCUCUUGUUCGGAUACGGCAAGUAUCAGUGUCUCGGACGGCCCAUUGCGAUGAUGGAGAUUGGGAAGACGGUCUACGAGCUCAUGCGCAACUUUGACUGGUGCCUCGCCAGGCCAGACACGCCGUGGAAGGAAUCCAACCAUGCGGGCGUCUUCACUCACAACGACAUGUGGGUUCUUGCAUCGGACCGACCGAGCAGUUGA